Molecule: messenger RNA, 1338 nt
Organism: Gryllus bimaculatus (two-spotted cricket)
Lineage: Eukaryota; Metazoa; Arthropoda; Insecta; Orthoptera; Gryllidae
Source: the annotation of a GenBank genome assembly
AUGGGAGGUAUCGUGCUUUUUUUUCCGUGCCCGCGUCCACUGUUCCGCAAUUCGUUGUCUCCCGCCUGCCUUUUGUUUUGCGCGCGCGGCGCCUGCCUUCGGGCCCAGUGGGCCGGAGCGCCGCGCCGCGCCGCGUCGCGUCGCGGUGACCUGGAUCGCCCCGUCGCCCACCUGGGCGGCCUCCGCGACGCAGACACCUGCGCACCUGGAGAAAGUUUCGCCAUCCGACAGCAGGCCCGUGUCGUGCUGAGGGUGGCUCCCCUCGCGGCCGAUGGCCCUCGAUCUGUCAUCACCACCGUCAUCGCCAUCACCAUCCGUCAUCGAGAGCGUUCGAGAACUGCACCACCAUCGAUCGCAUCGCUCCCAUCCACCCAUCGAUUAACGUUUCAGAACUCUCUUACUACUUAGAGCGUGUGCACGAGUGUGAAGAUUGCCGUGAAGACAACAGAUGUACAAAUCUGUAUUUUUGCUUUGAAUUCUGGACCUGCAUUUUUCUAAAUAAUUCGAAAUAAUUCGUUUUUGCUGCAGACAACAUGUAUAAACAUAUUUCAUAAUUGUGUAAGAAGGCCAUUUAUAUUUGUAAACAAGUCUUGGUGACAUUAUCCGGCAUCCAUAUCAAGUAAAUUAUUUCACAACGCCGAUUGAGGCGUUGCUUUCAUCAUAUCAUUAUCACCAACACUUUUUUAUGAAUAUUUAUUUUAGAUUUCUAAAUAAUGGAUUUAUUGCAAUAAUUAGGUAGAUACAAUUUUAGAAAUAGCUGUAAAUUUUCACUACUGUACACGCACAUAACUAUUUAUGGUACCUGUUUUAGUUUAUAUUUUGUGUUAUUAAUGUAUUUUUUAAUUUGUGUUUGUUCUACUUCCUUCUGAAAUAAUCUCAAAACAUAAUUCAACAUAAUUCAGCACGACAUUAAGGAAAAAAAGUCAUUGUCACUCAAAUAUCACAGUAGCGAAAGGAUUUAAACAAUAUCCUGGGCCUUGUAUAAAAAUAUUUUCAUCUCCUAUUGUUAAUUGUAAGUAUUAAUGUAUGUUGUUGUCUGUGAUGUUAGUCAUUUUGUUUUACUGUACAAAAAUGUAUAAACGUCAUAUAAAUGUAUAUUAUAGUGAUUGUAUGAUAUGUGUUAUGAGACACAAAAUCUGCACUCAAACUUGAUAAUGAGGAAAUAUUUAAAAAGUAUAUAUAUGAAAGUUUAUUGUAAAUUUGAGUGUUAAGUGUUUGAAAACAACAUGAUUAUAUUUGUCUCGACAUUGAAUGUGUUGUUUUGCCGACAGGUGUAAAAUAAAAUGUCACAAAUCAUAUAUGAAAGAAAAAACUAUAAAUAUAAAAAGUCAAAUAUUA